This is a messenger RNA of Cryptosporidium muris RN66, 1620 nucleotides long. RefSeq names its product DnaJ domain-containing protein. NCBI's taxonomy places the organism in Eukaryota, Apicomplexa, Conoidasida, Eucoccidiorida, Cryptosporidiidae. The transcript has a single exon. The coding region runs from base 1 to 1620 and encodes 539 amino acids. The record is from RefSeq and is a predicted model, not a curated record.
AUGUUCCAUAAGAGAUUAAGAGAGUAUCACAAAAUAGGCAGUAUUCGACAUGGCAAUAAUAUAAAACAAGGUAAUAAUACUGAUUUAGAACAUGAAAGAGCUUCUGAUUCCACUAUCUCUAAUAACUGGACCUAUUCACCAAUCUAUAGUGCCUCAGUAGAGAAAAUUGACACAUCCUCAUCUUAUGUAAAAAGCCUACAAACUUUGAAAUCAUCUAAAGACUUAUCUCUAGAGGAUAUUUUAUCAGAUUAUAUAGAGGUAUAUCCUAAAAAACUUAGGAAUUCCCAAAAUUCUUCACCAUUUCGUAAAUAUAUAGGUACUAAAUCACCUAUUAAUAGCAAUACAGAGCUACCUGAAUUUCCUAAAUCUCCAAAUACAUAUAAAAAUAAGAAAUUAAGCUACAAAUAUUAUGAUACUUUGGGGAUUUCUCAGGGAUCAACAAUUGAGCAAAUAAAAAGAGCUUAUAGAAACAAAGCUACAAAACUCCACCCAGAUAAGAACCGUCAUAAUUUAAGUUAUGGAGAUAAUACAGUUGCUACAACAGCAUUUCAAGAAUUGCAAGAAGCUUAUGAGCUAUUAAGUAAUCAAACUAAAAAAGCUAUUUAUGAUGAAUAUGGUGAUGAUGCUCUUAAAUUUGGUCUAUUUAAUCAUUUGAGAGAUGUAUUACCUUCAAAGGAAGAAAUACAACUUGAGAAUACUUUUUUUAAUACUAAUAAUGUUCCUUGGAGUUUAUAUUGGAUGGACAUUAUAGAAUCUUUAUUUAUUAAUCCACUUACACAAAGACAAGGUGCUGAGCUACAUUCACUCAAUGCUCUAGGUAUAUCCAUGAACUUAUAUGAAGAAUUAUUAAAGGCAACCUUUAAAUAUAUCAAAAAGUCAGAAGAUAUCCCAAGAAAAUAUUUCGAAAAUCCCUUAAUAUUUCCACAAAUUCCGGAUCUUUAUAAAAGAAAGUUUAAAAUAGUUCCAAGCAUUUUUUCCAGAUUAAAUGAAAACUUGGAAUCAAUACCUGUGGAACAUUCAAACUUUAAUUAUAUUCAAAUAUUUGGAAGACCAAAUGACUUAUUAAUAAAUUCAAAUAAAAAUAUUGAAUCAGAGUAUGAAAGUAUUUUUAAUUUAAACAAACAAAAUAUUAAAUCGAUAUUUGGGUUUAUUUCAACUAACUCAGAAAGUGCUUGGAAGGAGCUUAUUAUAAGCUCAAAAAGACAAUAUAAAGUAAGCUCUACUAUCUCGCAAACUAACUCAUUAAAACGUCAACUGCAAAAAAUUAUUUCAAAAUACAAUUGGAUCAUAGUUUUGUUCGUCCCAGAAUCUUUCUUACCCUUUUCAGAUAGUGAAUUCCUACUCCAGUUACAAAAUGAUACAUUUAAAAGACAGAAAAACAGAUUCCAAGAUAUUUCAAAUAAAAGUGGCUUUACAAAGGAAAUUGAAAGUCUAAAUAUAGAUGAAUUAUUAGUAUUCCCAGUUCCAUUAUAUAAACCAAAAGUUAGUGACACAAAUAACCAACCACAAAUUAUAAUAAGGCCUUAUUCAUAUCACAUAUAUUCAAUAAUACAACAGAUAUUAUUAAUAAGUAAUGAUGAAACUCAUUUUAUUCCAAUUGAAGUAGAGUCUACUGAUUAA